AUGGCGGCCACUGAGCAGAAUGGCAUCGACAUUCUUUGCGAUGCCGCCGGCUCGGACAUGCUGCUUUCCUCGCUCUUCGCCCUAGCAACACCCGUUCCCGUUUCCGACCAGCACCAAAGAAUUCAGCCGUCUUUACAGCAGGAACAGCACGAAUUGCAGCACUCGCUGCCACCAUCGUCACCCUCGAAGCAUCAGCUAUUCCAGCAGCAGCUCGAUCCCGCCCUGAGACAGACCCCAGGGGAAACACUCCAGAGAACCCCAUCUGUACUUCCCUCGAAGCGAAAACUUUCCGAUGCGUCUACGUCGUCGCCGUCCCACGUCUGCCAUAUUUGUCGUCGUGUUUACGAACGAGCGGAUCACCUGACAAGGCAUCUCAGGUCCCACGAAAAUGCUCGGCCGUACCAAUGCACUCGCUGUCCCAAACGUUUCAAUCGCGCCGAUCUCUUAACACGGCACGAGACUACUCACGAUCGAGACGGCGCCGCCAAGGAUCGUCCUUUUAUCAGAAGGAGCGAUCGAGCUGCUGAGGCAUGUCUCAAUUGCGCAGCAUCCAAGGCAAAAUGUGAAGAUCAGAAGCCGUGCAGUCGAUGCCGCAGCAAGAGCCUGGCAUGCCAGAUGCCAAUGAGACGAGGGAAUCAAUACCGGACAUCAGAGUCUCAGACUGGCAUGUCGCCCUCGGAUAGCUCAAUGAUGGCUUCUAAUGGUGGUAACGAUAGCCAGGUAUUUACCGCUGGCGAUGCUGCAUAUGCUUUAUCCCAGUCGGCUAUCGCCAACCAAGAGCAUGCAAUUGAUACUACUUUGGAAUACAAUGGCACUUCGUUCAUUAGUGCGCCGAGUUACGAAGAUAGAUCGGAGGAAUCUUUGUACUUUGCCGUGUCGCAAAAACUGUUUCCAGAUUUUGGGUUUUCUUGGGAUGUAGACUUUGGAUCGCUCAAGGUCCUGCGAUCUGAUACGAACGAACAGAGCCCCGAAUCUGGGAACGGAGUCAAACGCUUUCGCCAGUCCCGUAAAGAGGCGACGUCAGAAGACAUACCCCUUCGACGUUCGGCAUGGGUGCUCGAUCCUAAGACCAACAACCAAGCAGGGAGCUUAGCACUUCGCUCGGACGUAGUCUCGUCCCACUCACGGGAUAGCUUGUUUGCCAUGGUUCUUGCUAACAACCCUACUCCACACCGAGUACCAUCAUUCCCAUCAGCCGAGCUGCUCAAUUACAUGAUUGAAACGCACAUUGCGGUGGAGGAUCCUAAAAGCGAGGGCUUCAUUCACAAAUCGUCUUUGGAUCCGGCAACAACCAGCCUUGACCUCAUCUCUGCUGUUGUUUCAAAUGGAGCUACUUCCGUUUCUAGUCCUGCGAUUUGGCACUUUGGUCUUGCCCUUCACGAGCUCACUUCAGGCAUGAUCCAAAAGCUUGGAUCUUCGACUGUAGCGGCACGGGAUAUGAUGCUCCUCCAAGCCUCUAUGCUUCAUGUUGAAACUGGGCAAUGGAGUGGAUUUAACCGACAAACAGUGGUGGCAGAAAGCUCUGCCCCUCAGCUGUUUACUCUGCUUCGAAGAACUGGCAAAACGAGCUUUACGUCAGACACAAAUAUUUGCACACCUAACACUGGCGAUCCUCCUGAAAUAUUGGAAUCGAAAUGGCGCAAUUUCGUUACAAUCGAGUCCCGCAAAAGACUAGCCAUUCGGGCGUUUUUACACGAUGUGCAGACAUCAAUAUUAUUGUGGAAAGGGCCUACAAUUGCAUACACUGAGCUUGAUUUUGCGCUUCCCGCAGCUCACGAUCUCUGGAAAGCCGGCACUCCACAAGUAUGGUGGGACUUGAAUUCUACCAAGGGGCCGGCCCCUGCUGGCGAUGUCCCACGACUUUCAGAUAUCAAAGACUGCGUAUCUUUUGUGACCGAAUCUAAUGCGUGGGUGGAUGUCGAGACUUGUUGCAAAGCUGCCCUGCAUGGGCUGUGGGGUCAAGUGUGGACCUAUCGCUGUGCAGUUGCCCCCUUUUACAACUCAACUUCAGACCAGUCCGGCCCUGAUACUCCUUUGUGGGCACAUUCCCUCUACCAGAGCCUUUACAAUGACCUGCGAAGACUUUCGGCCAAAGUGAAAGAAGCGCGCACUUUCAGCCCUGGGCUUCUGCUCCUUUCAGAAUUGUUUAUGAUGAUCCUUCACGUCUCGCUGAUUGACGUGCAGCGUCUCGCGGGCAGGAAGGGCGAAGGCGAGUCUCGAAGAGCUGCGCAAUUAUUGGAAAAGACCUGGUUGCCCAAACCAGAGUCGCGGUAUGCUGUUUGGCAUGCUGGACAGGUGCUUCGAUAUGCUGAGGAGUAUGAGCCAACAAGACUACGGGGAUUCAACGCCAUGGUUGUGUAUUUUGCUAGUCUUACCCUAUGGGCAUAUGGUUUGGUCUCGCAGCAGUCGAUAAACGGCUACAAAGAGACAGGCGACGACACGGUUUCACUCAAUGAACCGGAGACUGAAGAGCUGACCACAUUUUUGGAGACCGGCCAAGGCACACCAUCACUGGCAUUUCCAGGAGGCAUGCGGCCGCAGUUGGAGCUAGUGGCAAACUGUGCAGCAGUCUUGUCGCUGGGUCGGCUCAUUUUUCGACAAAACUACCCUGUGACAAACGAGGCCAUGCCACCGCUUGUCGAAGGGUUGUGUCGACAUCUUGCUGACUUGCAGCCGGAGGUUGAUGGCCAAGUGGCAAUGAAGACAUUCUAG
Fusarium pseudograminearum CS3096 is the source of this 2712-nucleotide messenger RNA. RefSeq lists its product as uncharacterized. Gene Ontology annotation, molecular function: DNA-binding transcription factor activity, RNA polymerase II-specific; zinc ion binding. Bases 1 to 2712 code for a protein of 903 amino acids. Lineage: Eukaryota; Fungi; Ascomycota; Sordariomycetes; Hypocreales; Nectriaceae. Gene Ontology annotation, biological process: regulation of DNA-templated transcription. The transcript is spliced from 4 exons. The record is from RefSeq and is a predicted model, not a curated record.